Halichondria panicea is the source of this 1688-nucleotide messenger RNA. RefSeq lists its product as uncharacterized. The record is from RefSeq and is a predicted model, not a curated record. NCBI's taxonomy places the organism in Eukaryota, Metazoa, Porifera, Demospongiae, Suberitida, Halichondriidae. The coding region runs from base 94 to 1512 and encodes 472 amino acids. The transcript is spliced from 11 exons.
UGAUAACAAAAUUCAAAAUUAAUUUCAACUUUGACCUUCACUCAGUCAAAAAACAAAAAUCUAGCUAGAAGAUCAUAUCAAGAUUAAGAGAGAAUGGACUUACCUGAAGAUUUGUCUUGCCUCAAAAGACCAGCUCUACAGGCUCUUUGUAAGAGGCAUGGUAUCAAGGCUAAUGGGAAGAACACGGACAUGAUAAAGACCCUUGAGAGAAUCAGGAGUGAGACUGUUGAAGCUCAAACCGUUAAAGCUCAAACCGUUGAAGCUCAAACCAACUCUGAUGCUGAUGACCAACCAGGGCCGUCCCCUGUUGUUGAGGAGUCAGGUGACUCCCCAUUUGCUGUGGCAACAAAAAUCGUGAGAAAGAAGAAGGCUGGACGAAAGGGAAUGAAACGGAAGACCAGAAGUGGAAGCAAUAAAGAGAGAAAAUGUUUGUCAAGUUUGACUGAGUCCAGUGCUGACUCUUCUGCUGCCAGUGACCUAUCCGAACUAGCCUCAGAGGACCCAAUCCUGAAACCAACUGAUUCGACGGGCAUGGGUGACACGCCCUGUGACAAUAAGCCCACUUCCCGUAAGAGAAAGAGGCGAAACACCCACAGCGUAUCGCCCAACUCUAGCUUCUGCUCACUACCAAAGAUCCCUCGAUUAGGCCCUACCAACGAUGACUUCACAUCGUGGGGGAGCCCACCCAACACACCAAUGCAAACUGGCGAUUCAGAUAGCAAUUCAGGUGAUAAAAACACAUCGGAUUAUGUCGACAAAGAAGACAAUAUUGUGACCAGGCCACCAAUUUCUCCACCAACUGAGAACUCUGGUUCUAGGAAACGAAAGCGGAAUUCCACCUUUGUGGUUAGCCCCUCACCGAGCAAAAUGGAGACGGGAGCACCAGAAGAGAAAAGUGAGAGUGGCUAUGAUGUCAUGGCUGAGCUACAAAACAUACUGGACAAAAAAGUCCAAGAAAGAAAGCAUGCCCCGGACUACAAGCCAGUGCACAGCGUGGGCAAACUCUUCUCCAGACUACCAGUCAAGACCAAUACCGAAAGAAAGUUUGAUAAGGCUCACUCAAGUCAUUUCAAAAAGAUGAAAUCCAUCGUGUCUGUGGUGGAGGAUAAAAAGAGAAAACAGUCGACUGGCAGAGUGCCUUCUUGUGCCAAGAAACCCAGGUUGAGCAGUUCUGUAGUCAGAGCCCCCCUGCACACCAAUCCCUCCACCCACAAGUCCCCCGCUAGGAGGAGGGUAACCAGCAGCAUAAACAGUGAAGUUUUCAAGCCAACCAACACCACUACUAAAAAGAUGAACGUCAAAUUCUCUGAGCUCUCCAAAUCUACCAACAACCCUACAGUCCAAUGCUGCUCUCCCCACCCAGGGUUUCAGCUCAAGACACCCAAGAAAGUAUUAGUUGUUAAGAAGACCCCCUCCAAGAAAUCAUACAAUCUGGAGGAGUCCCUCAGGAAGAAACCAGCCUACAAACCAUACACAGGUCCAGUGCCUAAGUUUGGAACAGCUCAACAUUGAAAUCUGCUGAAGAACUCGAGCCUUGGACUCAUUUUCAUUUUUGUACAUUCCAUGCAAUUACGUGUAUUAUAUAAAUUAUGUGUUUGUGUUCAUACCAUUGCGGAAUAUUAUAGAUAUAAUUAUAUAAACACUUUUGUCUUAUUAUUGUCCAGUAUUAUUGAUGUCAAAUCUUGUUA